Molecule: messenger RNA, 885 nt
Organism: Anastrepha obliqua
Lineage: Eukaryota; Metazoa; Arthropoda; Insecta; Diptera; Tephritidae
Product: piggyBac transposable element-derived protein 4-like
Exons: 2
Coding region: 1-885 (294 amino acids)
Source: RefSeq, a predicted model, not a curated record
AUGGAAAUCGAACCAGCAGAUAUUCCAAGUGACAAUGAAUCAGUUGAUGGACUGUGCAGUUCCGACGAUGAACGCGAGGACGCAGAUAUCAUCAAUGUCAAAAAAAGAGCGGAAAAUUUUGAUUUUGCUGACGAUGGAGUCGAGGCGGAUGAUUUGCCCGAUGUUCCUGAUGAAAUCUCACAAGUGAAUGAAAAAUGGGAAGAAAAGAGAAGAUUGAGAGAUGAUCUUCAAUUCACAAAAGAUUUUGGGCCCAAUAUUGCGGACACAGUUACAUCACCAAUUGAUGUAUUCUUUUGUUUAUUUCCUGAGUCUCUAAUUGAUAUAUUGGUUGAACAGACAAACCUUUAUCGAGUGCAAAGAGAGAGUCAACAGAGAGAAGUAAGCAAAAUUGAACUUCUCACAUUUUUGGGAAUAAACAUUUUGAUGGGAAUCAAAAAGCCCACAUCAUAUCGAGAUUGUUGGUCAAUGAACCCUCAACUACAUGAUUCUUAUGUGAGUAAGUUGAUGACAGUGAAUCGUUUUGGUUUUUUCCUUAGUCAUUUACAUUUGAAUGAUAAUACCAAGGAGCCUAAAAGAGGAAGUCCCGGAUAUGAUAAGUUGUACAAAAUAAGACCUAUGGUAACAAUAUUGAAUGAAACAUUCAAGAGUUGUUAUAAACCAAAACAAAAUCAAUCCGUGGACGAAUCAAUGAUCAAAUUCAAAGGAAGAAGCAGCAUGAAACAGUACAUGCCAGCCAAGCCUGUGAAACGUGGGUACAAAUGUUGGGUUCGUGCCGAUGAAUCAAGUUUUGUCUGUGAAUUUCAGGUGUACACUGGUAAAACAGAAAGUACAGAAAAACUUUUGGGUCCACGAGUUGUAAAAGAUCUUACACGCGAACUUACAUAA